Messenger RNA from Xenopus tropicalis (tropical clawed frog), 1879 nucleotides. RefSeq names its product cilia and flagella associated protein 184 (gene cfap184). The transcript has 2 exons. The record is from RefSeq and is a predicted model, not a curated record. Bases 85 to 1764 code for a protein of 559 amino acids. Lineage: Eukaryota; Metazoa; Chordata; Amphibia; Anura; Pipidae. Gene Ontology annotation, cellular component: cilium.
AUGUGGUUGAAUGAGUACCGCCUCUUAACGCCGUCGCCUUGGAAACCAGUAGUAACUAAUACACCAGUUAGGUGACAGGGAGACAUGGAGCUUGAGCCAACAGGGAGCAGCGAUCCUGCUCUGCCCGACUCUGUGCAGGAGGAAAGGGAUGCAGACACUGGAGUGAGAGAAAAUGAAGUCAGUGAGCCAACCAGAGGGGAAGAACAUGGAAAAGAGUCAGAGACUGGUGAUGAUAAUAGAAGGAGUGCUGGCAUUAAAGAUGAAGCAGAAAUUGGAGAUGAUAAUGGAAGGAGUGCUGGCAUUAAAGAUGAAGCAGAGACUGGAGAUGAUAAUGGAAGGAGUGCUGGCAUUAAAGAUGAAGCAGAGAUUGGAGAUGAUAAUGGAAGGGUUGCUGACAUUGAGGAUGAAGCAGAGUUAGCACACAGUGGAGAGGAAGGCCCCUCGGAGAUGGUUGACUUGCCAGCAGAAGGCAGCGUGUUGGAAACCCAUGGUGAUGGAGCUGGGAGCAGAUCCUCUGUCCAUAGCAGGGAAGAUACCACAGAGAGAGCGGAGGAAGAGGCAACUACAGUAGAGGAAGUGGCAGUGUCUGGGGAAGAAGUAAUGGACACAGCAGAUUUAGCAUCAGUAAAGCAGUGGAAUGAUAGCACAGAGCCUUCUCUGGAACAGGAGCCCACUGCAGGAGAAGAGGAGGUAAAAGUAGAAGCAGAGCCCCAAAUACUAAUAGACAAUGUGGAAGUCCUGGAGGGGGAGGAGGAAGAUCCUGAUGAUAAAGAAAGAAGAGAAGAACUCAUUCAGCAAUACCAAGCCCUAAUUCAAGAACGGGAUAAGGUCCAGCAACACAAUGCACAACUCCAGAACAAACUCUAUGAAUAUUUCAGACGCAAGAAAGGAGAAGAUCUGCGACCAGAGACAGAAAAACGCAUCUCAGACCAGGAACAACGAUACCUCAAGUAUCUGACUUCUCUGGAGGAAAUGAAAAAGAAGAACAUGGAGGACGCAGCUAUGCAUCAGCAGCAAAUCGAAGAACUCGAGGCUCAGUGCCUGGAAGUAGUAAGUAGGGUGGACAAGGAGAUGGCCUCUUUUCAAGAGCAUAAGAAAAGUGUAGCUCUGCUUGCGUAUAAGCACUUUGGGGCUGGGAAACACGCAUCCUCUGCCUUUACUGAAGCACUGGCCCAGCUGCAGGCCAAAGAGGAUCGCAAGGAAAAGGAGGUCACACAGGUUCACCUGGAAAAUAUAAAGCUGAAGAAUCAGAUCAGUCAGUUCCAAUCCACAUUGAGAUCCAAGGAAGAGCUGGCUGAGGGGCUGCACCUAAUCGACUUUGAGCAGCUGAAGAUUGAAAAUCAGACCUACAAUGAGAAGAUCGAAGAGAGGAACGAAGAGCUACUCAAGCUCAGGAAGAAGAUCACAAGCACAGUCCAUACUCUGACUCACGUCAAGGAGAAACUGCAGUUUAUGCAGGCGGAGAAUCAGGAAAAGAAGGACCAACUAAUGGAGGUAGAGGCGGUUUUGGCUAAUAAAAGGGAUAUUCUGACAAAAACCAAACAGGCCAGAGACAGCUUAAGGAGGGACAAUUUAAAGCUGAAACAAAGAAGUGGCCUGUUGGACAACAAGCUGCUUCUAAAGGACUUUGAAGACAAAGUGGAUGAAACAGAAGUCCUGUCCCAGAAGCUGGAAAGCCUAAAGCGCCGCCAUGCUGAGCUCUCACUGUCUGGUAAAGGGUUAAUGAAGAAGAUAGAGGAAGGAAAUCUCGCCUUGAAAAACUAAUGGCACCUUUGCAUAGUUCCAUCAACUACAUUGGCUUUGGAAGUGGCCUGGCACUGAUAUCUCUAAAGUGGUAUAAAGACAGGUACUACUGUUAUAUAUUAAAUAUCGGCAUGUA